This is a messenger RNA of Carassius auratus (goldfish), 3635 nucleotides long. RefSeq names its product zinc finger and BTB domain-containing protein 22-like. Gene Ontology annotation, biological process: regulation of transcription by RNA polymerase II. The transcript is spliced from 4 exons. Gene Ontology annotation, molecular function: RNA polymerase II cis-regulatory region sequence-specific DNA binding; DNA-binding transcription factor activity, RNA polymerase II-specific; protein binding. The record is from RefSeq and is a predicted model, not a curated record. Lineage: Eukaryota; Metazoa; Chordata; Actinopteri; Cypriniformes; Cyprinidae. Bases 25 to 1584 code for a protein of 519 amino acids.
UGAACUACACAGAGUUUAGAUUACAUGAAGGGCGUGUCUUCAGGAAGGGGGCGUGUCUCUCUUUCUGUUCCGCAGACAGAGCUCCACAGUGAACGCAGGAUGGAGCAGCUCGUCGGCCGCAGUGCUCCGCCAGGCCCGGUGCUGCAGGUGUGUUUCCCCAGCGUCCGCGCCUCGGUCCUGGAGAAUCUGAACCGGCAGCGCGAGGAGGGUCAGCUGUGUGACCUCUCCAUUCAGGUGCAGGGUCAGGUGUUCCGCGCGCACCGGUGUGUGCUGGCCGCAUCCUCUCCGUAUUUCCACGACCAGGUUCUGCUGAAGAACGUCACCACGGUGUCUCUUCCCUCCGUCAUGGACCCUCUGGCCUUCGAGAGCGUGUUAAACUCGGCCUACACGGGUCAGCUCAGCAUCGUGCGCGAUGACAUCAUCAACUACGUCACGGUGGCCAGCUUCCUGCAGAUGUGGCACAUCGUGGACAAGUGCACGGACAUCCUGAAGAGGUCGCGACCUCUGGUUCAGCUCAGCCCCGGCGGGGCAGCGUCCUCCAGUCACCAGUCGCCCAGCAGCUCUGACUGCUGCUUCGCCGAUCCGGAAGAUGGGGAGCGAGCGGUGGGCGAACAAACUCUAGAAAAACGACCACAAAGUGCGCUUCCGCCUCUGGCCACAUGGAGGCGUCCGACUCAGAGCAGGUGGAGCAGAAGCAGCUUGACGUUCCCCGUCCGAACCGAGCCUGAAUGCUGCUCGAAUGCGGGAGACGAAGGUUUCCACGCAUUCCCCAUCUCGACUUUGCCGUCGAUCGAAACUUCAGACUUCGCGAGGCACCGAAUCCGCGCUCGCCUCCGAGGAGCGAAGGAAGACGAGGAGCAGCGGCGGAUGGAAGCAGAUGAAGGAGUCGGAGAGCCGCUGGAUGAGGACAAAGUGAGGGUGAAGUGUGAGGAACACCAGGCCGGAGCCGUCGAGUCGGACGGACGUCUCAGAGAGAGUGAGACGGACGGACUGUGGAACCAGUGGACUUUGUCAGACGCCAAGCUGCUGGACGAAGACGAGGAGAACGAAACAGACGGCACGUUCGAGACCUACGACGAAAUCGAGAAGGCCACGGGGCAGAUUUCCCAGCGUCCUUUGCCACCGCCGACGUCCGACCAGUUGGCGCCAGGCCCGUCCGAGCUCUCCUGGGUCUCGCAGUCGUCCUCGUCCUCCCCGUGCUCUCCUCUCUCUGCGACUCCCAAAGUCCACUUCUGUCACUGCGGCAAAGCGUACACGCUGAAGAGCAUGCGCGACCGCCACGUGAAAAUGCAGCACCUGAACCUGCGUCCGUUCGCCUGCCCCGUCUGCUCCAAGAGCUUCAAGAUGAAGCACCACCUGACCAAACACGUCAAGACUCACGGAGGACUGCGUCCGUACGAGUGUGCGCUCUGCGGCAAGAAGAUCGUCUGGAGAGACAGUUUCCUCAAGCAUCAGGCUCACUGCCAGGGAACGACAUCAACAACGACGACGCCCGGCUGUCAAAACGAGGACGCAGGUGCUCCUGGACAAGUGAAGGUGGAACAGGAUGAUUAUUCAUUACAGGACGAGGAAAUACACUCUUAAAAGUUAAAGUUCUGAAAGAGGUUUUUCUGUUGAACGCCAAAGGAAUGCCAUUCCUUUCAGUCAACAAUCUGUGGAUGUUAAAGGUUUUUAAUGAAACCAUCGAUGCCAAUAAAGAACCUUUAUUUUUAAGAGUUCACACACUCUUAAUAAUAAAGGUUCCAAAAGAGGAAUCGCAGAAGAAGUGAUCAGUUCUUAAAACAACCAUUUUUUAUUAGCGUGGAUGUCGAAGGUUCUUUCCACUGUGAAAAACCUUUAAUGGUUCCAUGGAGGUUGAAGUUUCUCAAUGGCACCAGUAAACCUUUAUUGUAAGAGUGUGAACAGUCAUUUGCCGUGAACAAAGGAAAUAAGUAUUAGUUAAUCUACUAAUUAAUUAGUGGAAGUACAUAGAGGAAAUAAACUCUUUAAAAUUAAAAGUUCCAAAACAAGGUUUUUGCAUUGAGCCUUUCAGUAUUUUUUCUUUCUUGGACAACAUUUUACAUUUCAUUUAUGCAUUUAGCAGACGCUAAAGUGACUUGCAGUGUAUUCAGGCUAUACAUUUAGUUUAUUUUUUUACCAGUACGUGUGUUCCCUGGGAAUCAAACCCUGGGCCAUUGACCAUCAAUGUCCAUAAAAACCUUUAAUUCUAAGAAUGCAUCAAACUCUUUUCCAAAAUAAAGAACCUGUAGUGUUUCAAUGGAUGAUCAAGUUCUUCAUGGAACAUUUGGUCCCAAUAAAGCACCUGUAUUUGUUAAGAGUGUAGACGGAUGUCACCGUGAGCGGAGAUCAGUGUUGGUUCAUCUACUAAUGGUCCACAUAUGUAGCAGAUCUGAAUAUAUUCUAGAAGCACUGUUUUAAAACAAUUAAACUCUAGUAAUUUGUUGUGUGUGUGUUCUAGAGGCGUUUAUCUGUUUAACAUGAUCAUGUUCGCACGCACACGUAUGUGCAGAGGCUGGUUAACCCUCGACUCACCCUUUAAAGUCUACUGUUUCUGAAUUGUGUGUUAGAUGCUGAACACCACUAGACUGUACAUAAUAAUGAUAUUAAUGCAGUGUGAUUGUUUUUAUAUAGUCAAUAAAGGCAUUUUAUUAAAAUCCAUUGCAGCGUGAAAAGUUCAGGGGAUGUUUAUUUCCUUCAUAAUUCGGUAACACUUUACAAUAAGCUCCAAUUAGUUAAUGCAUAAAGUUAACUAACAAUGAUUGAUACUUUUAUUGAUGUUCAUUUUUACUAUUCAUUUAGCUAAAUAAUAUUAAUUUAAACAUCUGCUAAUUCAUAAUUAAAUUCAAUAAAGUUGUUUCUGUUGAUCUUAGCUGAGAUUAAAUGCUUUAGACGUAUUUCCUUUGUUAGUUCAUGUUAAUGUUAUUGUGAAGUGUUACCUAUUACUCACUUGAACAAUUCUCUUGUGAAAUACCCAAUAUAAACAGAAUCUGGAUCUAAUAAUUGAAACCAAAUCAUUCAAAUUAAAGCAACACAACAUGACAUUAAGACCUCCAUUUUCACAAAAAGCACAUUCACAAACUAACACUGAUCAAUAGUUUUGAACAAAAGGUAUACUCUGUGUGCUUGAACUUGUACGGUUCACUUCGAUAGUUCUGCGGAGUGACAAAUGAGGUUAUAAAAGUACAAAUAUUCCAGGUAGUCUCACAAAAAUAAUCAUAGAAUUUGCUAAAUACUGUAAAAUAGACUACAUGUCCACUACCCAGAGACAGCUGUGCAAUAAUUAUAUAUACAUGAAUAUUUAUUAGAAUGCAUAGUGUCCAUUAAUAAGUAUACACUCAAAUUAGCAACACAUGUUUUGGGCAUAUUCCAGAAUAGUUUGAUCAUUAAACCACUAAAACAUCACUACAGAGGUAUUUCUGUUCGAACACCCAAUAACAGCAAAUCCACAUGAGAUAGACAUCUGUACAGUGGCAUGCCAAAGUUUGGGAAGCCCUUGCAGAAUCUAGAGAUAAGAGAGAUUCAUACAAAAUGCAUGUUAUGUUUUAUUUAGCACUGGCCUGAGUAAGAUUUUUUAUAUAUAAAAGACGUUUACAUAUAGUCAAAAAUAAAUAAAUAAAUAGCCUGAAUUAUUAAAA